Molecule: messenger RNA, 2840 nt
Organism: Drosophila virilis
Lineage: Eukaryota; Metazoa; Arthropoda; Insecta; Diptera; Drosophilidae
Source: RefSeq, a predicted model, not a curated record
CUGAUUUUAGAAUUAAAGUGUGUGCGCAAUUUUAAACAAAGCUGGAGUAACUAAGGAGGCGCUUUGUUUUCUUUUAAGCAAAUUAACAAAAUAGCCCAAAAAGUCUAGUUUAUUCUCAGUAUACCCAAAAUAAAAUAUUUGUGAAUAUCCUAAAAUGGCAUCUUCAGGUCCAGCUGAAGAAAACGAGCCACCAUUUGAAAACGCCGAUGUUUAUCAUGAUGACGGACAUACAAAGGGAAACCGAGAAUCGAAUGAGUCAAUGAGUACAUAUUUAUCUAGUACAGUUUACUCUAAGGAAGAUUUGGAAAAUUUAGUUGAGCUUAUCCAACGAAUGACUAUUUUAUAUUCACUUGAUCACAGGGAUUGGACUGAAAGCACUCUAAAUAUUAUAAGACAUUGGAUACUUAAGCCGAGCAAACCAAUGCUUACAUUAUUUUACGAUUCAAAUAUCAUAACGGCAUGCCUAGGAUUCCCAGUUGCACCCAUUCUUGACAUUACUUACUUUGUGCGAUCACCUAAUCAAAUUAUCACCGCUGAUGCAUUUCAUGAUAUUGUACAUUUUGGGACCAUUCAUAAUGAUGUUGACGGUUGCCUGCUUCGCAUUCUCGAGUUGGCAUAUGCUCCUAUAUUUCGGAAUCACUCAGAGUGGGAUGACAAUAUAAAACAGCGCUUCUGCAAAGCUUUAGACAAGUUUCUUGUCUAUUUAACGGGAAUGCACUUUAAAAUGUCAGGAAUGACAGUGUUAUAUGUUCCUUAUAUUGUGAGGCAAAUUCCACGGCAAAACAUUUCAUAUGAUCCUGAGUUUGUAAAGAACCUUGAGUCGAUCUCAGUUUUUUGGGCAACGCAGAUACGGACCCUUUUGAAUGACAAGACUUUAUCUGUUCCCAAUGAUUUUGUCAUAUUAGAGGAUGAAUACGAAUUUUGGCUUUAUCGGUUUGAAGUUUUGCAAGCGCUCAACACACAAUUAGAACAAGUUGAUGUACAAAGUAUAAUUAAAAUUCUUCGAAAUUCUCAUUCAGUGUACAUUAAACAAAUUGAUGAACUAGUUUAUGAGUCUACGUCCGAAAUGGAACGGGCAAUGUCAAAUAUCAAAUUUCUACAUCUUCUUAUGGACCCAUGUGCUGAAAUUAAUCUCACUGAAAGUCCUGCAAUAUUAUCUCAGCUAUUGCCAAAAAUCAUAAAUCUUAUCUAUUUUAUUUGGGUAAAUUCGGAACAUUACAAUAGACGAGACUUAAUUACAAGUCUAUUUCGUGACUUGAGCAACCGAAUUAUACGGUUUUGCACAGAAAUGAUAAAUUUGGAUAAAAUACUUUCUGGAAGUUCCCGAUUUGGAAUAAAAGUCUGCAACUUGUCUCUGAAUUGUUGUCUUACCUACAAAGGAAUCUAUAGUUUAAUGGCGAAAGAAAAUGCUAAGUUUGAUAAUAGAUUGGGUUGGAAUUUAGACAAUGCUAUGAUUUUUAAUCACGUAGAUGCUUUUAUGGAGCGCCUAAAUGAUGUCAUAGACAUAUGCGAGUCGAUGAUUGUAUUUGGAAGAUUGGAUGAAGCUGAGAGCAUUCCCAAACCACAGUUCGGUGGAACUACUGGGCCUGAGUUUGAAAAAACAACUGAGUCAGUCGAGAAUCAAUUCCUAGCAACCUUAACAGCACUAAAUACAGACUCCAAGGAGUUAAUAUUAAACGUGCAUAAAAACGAUUGGUAUGAAGAAGUUCUUAAAUAUCGACGAACAGUUCAAAGUAUGGAUGAGACUGUCCAAAGACUUAUGUCGAAUGUGUUUUUACAUGUCUGCAACGUUGAAGAAGCAAUCGAAUCUUUAAAUGUAAUGCUUUUUUAUUCAUAUCGUAGCUCCAUAAGAAAAUCGUAUUUGCGACAAGUCACAGAGGUUUGGUUAUUGUUUUGUAAUGAAAUGGAUUCCACCUCACAUAUUUUAAUGGAUCGCAGCAAAUUGCACGAGACUUGGGUACCAUAUUAUGCCUCAAGAGCUAUUGGUUAUCGUAUCAAUAUAGAAAGACUUACAUGGCUUCGAAAUCGUUUAAAUUCGUCUGAAUGGUUACCAAAUGUUUCCGAGGCCUUGAUUGUUCUUAAUAAAUUUGAAAAUUUGAGAAAAGAAUUUGAUAAAGAGAUGCGUAAGUCAUAUGACGAAUGGCAAAAGAAUUGUUGUAGCACAGUUUUAAAUCAAAAGUUGGACCGAUUUUUACUUGCUCGUAGUAAAAAAAAAAAAGGACUACUUGAGUGCAAUAUAGACCCAAGCGUAUUAAGUAUUUGCGAACAAGCCCAACAUUUUUCACGUCUUGGGUUUUCGGUACUUGGACCGGUGCGCAAAAUUUUUGAAAAACAAGAUACCCUCCGAUUUGUUUAUAACAGUGUUUUGCAAGUUUGUCUUAACUAUAAUCAUAUACUAUCUGCAUUAUCCGAACAGGAAAGGAAGUUUUUUCGGUCUCUUAUACAAGCGUGCGAUCGAAAAAUUGCACCGGGAGUUUUCAAAUUAAGCUAUGGAGGUGACCUAAGCGAUGCGUAUAUCGCAGAUUGUGCCAAACAUACAAAUAAGCUACAAGAAACAAUGGAUAUGUAUAAACGUGCUAAUAGGAAUAUUGCCCGAACUUGCGAAAAGAUCUGCAAUACACCAAUGUUAAAAUUUACAUUUACAGGUGCAGUUGCAAUAUCUCUUUUUGAAAGCCAUCUUUCCAAUUACAUUAGACGUGUAAGUAAUGUACUUCGAGGAUACUAUAACACGAUAACGGAUCUAUUAUUUGCUGUUUUUAUGAAGUUUCAACCAGUUAUCGAGGACGUAAGUACAAAACCCUAAAAUAUUCUCAUCUUCGGAACCCGAAGAUUUAAGACAC